GAGUGCUUCCGUCGCCCUACGUCAGCCAUCGCCUUAUUCACACUAGAUAUCCUGUUUCCUCUCUGCCUGUCAAGAAUCAGACAUAAAUACACCUCUCUUCCCAUUUAGACCACCUCUUCCUCAAAAUACCCUCCUAUAACCGCCUUCCCUUCCGACCCUCACAAUGUCACAACCACCCACCAACACAAACAGCCACAAGAUGUGGGAUAAAACCAAGACCUACGGCAAGAUGGGUUUCGACAAAGCCUGGGGCGCCCUCGACAAGCUAGGCGCCCCCGUCAACCGACUCAGCAACAAGCUGGGCUCCGAAGCUUUCUGGCCCAUGACCCUCGACAAAGAAAGCGAAAAGGUCGCCCGCAUUCUCCGCAGUUUCUGUAAAGAUGGAGUCUACGUGGACGAGCCAGCUGCGGACACUGCGCCUCCUGUCAACAGCAACGACGCAUCAUCAUCGAAACAGAAAAUCGACAAGCCGCGCGGAAAGCAAAAGGUGUUGAAGAAGAUCCCCUCGGAAGUGAUCCGGCAGGCAAAGGGAAUCGUCGUGUUCACGGCCAUGAGAACGGGGUUGUGGUUCAGUGGAGCUGGUGGCAGUGGCAUCUUGAUCGCCCGGGUACCGGAGACCGGGGAAUGGAGUGCCCCUUCGGGAAUCUUGUUGCAUACGGCUGGUUUGGGAUUCCUUGUUGGUGCAGAUAUCUACGACUGCGUGAUGGUUAUCAAUACCUACGAGGCGUUGGAAGCAUUCACCAAGGUCAGAGUGACCCUAGGCAGCGAGAUUACUGUUGCUGCGGGCCCGAUUGGCAUGGGCGGGGUGUUGGAGUCGGAGGUGCACAAGCGCCGGGCGCCGAUUUGGUGCUAUGUCAAGAGUCGGGGUUUCUACGCGGGGGUGCAGAUUGAUGGAACAAUUGUUAUUGAACGAAAUGAUGAGAAUGAGAGGUUCUACGGUCGGAAGGUUCCUGUCAAAGAGAUCCUGACGGGACAUGUGCGCACGGAUAACCCGUCCGUGCGAAUGUUGACGCACACCAUUCGUUCCGCGCAGGGUGAUGCGAACUUUGACCAGGCUCCUGCUGGAGUGCAAGCGCCCAUGGGACCGAGUCCUAGUGAUUAUGCACCUGAGGAUCUUCAGCAUACUCAAAUGGUUCAUACUGGGGCGGCUCCAGGCGAGGGAGCACCAUAUCAACCAGGUCCUCAAUAUCCGCCUAGGCCCGAGUCUGGUUCUGGUCCGCAGUAUCAACCCGGGCCCCAGUACCAGUCUGGGCCUCAGUAUCAGCAGGGACCUCAACAAGGCCCUGGUCCGCAAUACCAGUAUCACGGUGAUCCGCAGUACCAACAUGGUGCCCCAAAUCAGUCGGGUCCUCAAUAUCAGCAACCGGGUGCGCCAUACCAGCCUGGUCCCCAGUAUCACCCGGGUCAUCAGUAGCCUUUCGGCUGCGAUUGAUGAAAUGCGCCCGCAACAUAUCCUUAUAUCUGCUUCUUCCAGCGAGCCAACCUGAUUAGAUGCCCUAUUGUUAGAACACCCAAGAUAACGAAUCACGAUUGACAAAGACGUUCCAUAUCAUAGAA
Molecule: messenger RNA, 1557 nt
Organism: Aspergillus eucalypticola CBS 122712
Lineage: Eukaryota; Fungi; Ascomycota; Eurotiomycetes; Eurotiales; Aspergillaceae
Product: DUF500 and UBA/TS-N domain protein
Exons: 1
Coding region: 164-1414 (416 amino acids)
Molecular function (GO): phosphatidylinositol binding
Source: RefSeq, a predicted model, not a curated record